Molecule: messenger RNA, 3063 nt
Organism: Hippopotamus amphibius kiboko
Lineage: Eukaryota; Metazoa; Chordata; Mammalia; Artiodactyla; Hippopotamidae
Gene: MEOX1
Product: mesenchyme homeobox 1
Exons: 3
Coding region: 364-1128 (254 amino acids)
Biological process (GO): positive regulation of transcription by RNA polymerase II
Cellular component (GO): nucleus
Molecular function (GO): RNA polymerase II cis-regulatory region sequence-specific DNA binding; DNA-binding transcription factor activity, RNA polymerase II-specific
Source: RefSeq, a predicted model, not a curated record
GUGCGUCUGGGCUGGGACAGUGAAAAUGUUCAGUGUCAUCGGCGACAAAUACACAUACAGGGGACCCCGCUAGGCAGGCUGGUGUGUCGGGGGGGCCCAGGAAGCCAGGAGCGAAGUCCAACGUAGCUGCGGGCACACGUACGUGUGGCCAACCACAUGUGUGCGUGCUAUAAGGAGCAACUUUAGUUUUGGUUUUUAUUUUGGUUCCUGGGGCGAAUUUUCUGUUGAACAUUUUUCCCUCUUGUUAAAAAAAAAAAAAAAAAAAAAAAAAAAUUUUUUUUUUUUUUGCGUUUUUAACAUUUUGAUUAUAAAAAGUGUAAGAAUCCAACCUUUGAAAGGACUGAGGCGUGCAGCAGACGGCAGAUGGAUCCGGUGGCCAGCAGCUGCAUGAGGGGCCCCCACCCCCCGGCCCCGGUCUGGGGCUGCCUUCGAAACCCCCACUCGGAAGGCAGUGGGGCCUCAGGCCUCCCCCACUACCCGCCAACCCCGUUCUCCUUCCACCAGAAACCAGACUUCCCAGCGACAGCGACGGCAGCGUACCCCGACUUCUCGGCCUCCUGCCUGGCAGCCACCCCGCACAGCCUGCCCCGGGAGGAGCGCGGCUUCACCGAGCAGCACCCCGCCUUCCCACAGCCCCCCGACUGGCACUUCCCCUUCUCGGAGGCCCGGUGUAGGCUCAACCCAGGCCCAGCGGGGGGCUCCAAGGAGAUGGGAGCCAGCAGCCCAGGCCUGGUGGACACCACGGGAGGCCCAGGCGCGGACUAUGAGGUCCUCGGGAGCACUGCCAAUGAGACGGAGAAGAAGUCAACCAGACGGAAAAAGGAAAGUUCAGACAACCAGGAGAACCGAGGGAAGCCGGAGGGCAGCAGCAAGGCCCGCAAGGAGCGGACGGCCUUCACCAAGGAGCAGCUGCGGGAGCUCGAGGCUGAGUUUGCCCAUCACAACUACCUGACCCGGCUGCGGAGAUAUGAGAUCGCCGUAAACCUGGACCUCUCCGAGCGGCAGGUCAAAGUGUGGUUCCAGAAUCGAAGGAUGAAGUGGAAGCGUGUGAAGGGGGGUCAGCCCAUCUCCCCCCAUGGGCAGGACCCCGAGGAUGGGGACUCUGCCGCCUCUCCAAGUUCAGAGUGAGAGUCUCCAGGGAGAAAAACAAGACUGAGGACUGAGCCCCCUACCAACCACCCCCACCCCAAUCCCACCUUCACCUUCUCCCAUCCCCGCAGGGCAGCCUCUCGUGUCCUCACAGUGACUCUUGGAUGGGAAGCUGCCCAGGGUUUCUGGGAGCCUCGAAGUGUCCCAGAAAGUUCUGUCCAGCAUUUCUUCCCACAAUUCUCAUGGAGUCCAUCAUACAGCGGCCAGACUGGACCUGUGUGAAUCCUGGGAAUAGCUCCAGGGACACUGUUUCUCGGGGUCUCUGCUGCCACCCACCCCUCCUCUCACCACCUUCCUCCUACACCAGCCAGGCCUCCUCCAGGUCUAGACACCUGGCCUGCUGGGAGAGGAGCCUUAGGACCAGCUGGUGACUCAUGAAAGCAGAUGCCCCAAAGAGACCCAAGGAGAUACACACACCCUAGACCACCCUUCCUUUCUGGGCUCUAUACCUGAGGCUUUGGGGGACCUCAGUUGUCCCAAAACCCAAGGGAAAAUCAGUGUGAGGAAGUUUGAGGACAGAAACUUGCUGCUACAGAUCAGAAGCCAUCCCUGGAUCCAAAUUUGCUGGCUAAGUGGGCAAGUUCAUGAGCGCUAGCUGGAAGCAGACAGUCGGGAGAACAGCCUAGUGUAGGUCUCUGUGGUCCCCACACAGGCCUUUCACGCUGGCUUGAUUGGGUGAUGAGAAUGGACCCAGGACAGCACCUGCUUCUUCAAAAUCAGUUCACACACACACACACACACACACACGUCAAUUCACAGAUACACCCGGGACUGCUGAGCAGGACACCAGAGCCCCAGAACAGCUAUUCUUUUUAAAUCUAUAAUUUCUGGGUUGGAAACUUAUCCAGAUGCUCACAUUGUUGAGGUGAGGGCUGGAGAAGGUCCCCUAUGUCCUGAGGAUGGAGGGAUCACACUAGGGCCUAGAAAUGUGGAACCCUAACAUGGAAGUUUCUCCAGCUGCAAUGUCCUAUGCUUUCAAAGAACUCUGACCACAAACAAGGACCAAAAAAGUCCCCCUUUCUCCAUGGGAUGCCUCUGAGGCCCUCCGAUGUGUUCCACAAACACUGUUAUGAUGGGAGGAGCUGCCACGUUUAUGUGUGUGGACUGCCCAGAUCCCCUGGGACUGUUGGCCAAACAACCUGGGUGACUGAUGCCUUGAGAAAGGCCCCCUGCCUGCCUCAGUGCUCUGUCCCCCAACACCAGCUGGUGUUGCAGAGGGAGGUCAGUGAGAGUUUGGAGCUCUUGUAUGUAGAUGUAAUCAUUCACGUGUUUUAAAAAAAAAAACAACCCACCUCCUCAUCCCAAAAGGACAGACGCUGUAGAAAAUGAUUGCCAAAUGAGAUGGCUGGUUAGAGCCUGUGUAAUUUUUUCUAAAGCAUACUUCAUCUAUUUUCUUUAGAUUACAUCAAGUUAACUGUGUAAGGUCAAGUCACUUAGUAAGAAAACUCUUUGAGAAAUAAAAUCAAUAAGAAAAAGCAAAGUUCCCAGGUCUUUUUCCCGGCAGAGCUAAGAACCACAGCUCUGUUCUCAGUCCUCUGAUGCUCACAUGAUGAUCAGCCAGACAAGGCCUAGAAGCAAUGAAUAAAAGGAGGAAAUCCUCUAGACCAAGGUAUCCCUUGGUUCUUCAAAAGGUGGGGGUGCAAAUGUAACUGAUGUUAAAAAAAAAAGAAAAGAAAAAAAAAAAAAAACUCUUCUUCCUUGCAACUGUAUAGUCUUCAUUUCCCAUUGAAAAAUUUUAGCUUUCAGUUUCCCUAACCCACGGCUUAUCAAAUAGACCAAGUUCCAUAAACAAAAGUUCCGUAAACUCUUUUGUUAAUAAAGGAAUCUUGACCAUAAACUAACCAUCCCUAAUUUUUAAAUUCUAGGUUUGAAAGUUUUUGUUUUCAGGGUACAACAAUAUACACCAGCAGUAAU